Capsella rubella is the source of this 1263-nucleotide messenger RNA. Its product is annotated as probable 6-phosphogluconolactonase 5, chloroplastic. Bases 75 to 1052 code for a protein of 325 amino acids. Gene Ontology annotation, biological process: carbohydrate metabolic process; pentose-phosphate shunt. Gene Ontology annotation, molecular function: 6-phosphogluconolactonase activity. The transcript is spliced from 3 exons. The record is from RefSeq and is a predicted model, not a curated record. Lineage: Eukaryota; Viridiplantae; Streptophyta; Magnoliopsida; Brassicales; Brassicaceae.
GAAGGCUCAUAUUAAUCCACGAAGUCAAAGUUGCUCACUUUCACUAUAAAGUCGCGAACUUUAUUUUGUUUUCAAUGGCUUCUUCGUCUUGUUCCCUCCGCUCGAUUCUAUUCUCAUCGCCCACCAACCUCCGUUCAAAUUAUUCUCUUCCCACUUCCUUCUCCAGGAACCAUCUCACUUGCUCUGUUUCUUCUACCGCGUCUCGUUUCGAAUCGUUCUCUGUUUCAUCGAUCGGAACUGGAUCUAGCCGGAGAUUAUUUAACACUCGGCGAAAGGUACUGGAGGUGAGAAGCAUGGCUACGACGGAGCAGAAGCAGAGAGUAGAGACUUAUAAUCAGGAGGAGAAUUUGGCGGUUGAUUUGGCCAAAUUCACAGCUGAUCUCUCCGAUAAGUUUUGUAAAGAGAGAGGCGCUUUCACUGUCGUUGUCUCCGGUGGCUCUCUCAUCAAAUCGCUCCGGAAAUUAGUAGAACCUCCUUUCGUUGAUUCGAUCGACUGGGCGAGGUGGCAUUUCUUCUGGGUUGACGAGAGGGUUGUUCCCAAGGAUCACGAAGACAGCAACUACAAGCUAGCUUAUGAUGGUUUUCUAUCCAAGGUUUCAAUUCCACCUGGAAACGUAUAUGCAAUCAAUGAUUCACUCUCUGCCGAGGCUGCAGCGGAUGAUUACGAGACCUGUCUCAAACAUUUAGUCAAGACCAAUAUCCUCCGGACAUCUGAAACAACCGGCUUCCCCAAAUUUGAUGUCAUGCUUCUCGGUAUGGGACCUGAUGGCCACGUAGCAUCCUUAUUCCCAGGACAUGGUCUCUGCAACGAGAACAAGAAAUGGGUAGUUUCAAUCACCGACUCUCCAAAACCGCCACCCGAAAGAAUCACCUUCACAUUCCCGGUCAUCAACUCCUCUGCACAUAUAGCUCUAGUCGUUUGCGGUUCUGGGAAAGCCGACGCCGUGCAGGCAGCUCUGAAGAAGACUGGGAACGUACCACCUGCUGGUUCCGUUUCCGCUGAAGAGGAGCUGGUUUGGUUUCUAGACAUCCCAGCCGCUUCCAAGCUCUAAACUGGUGUCGAAUGCUUUCCAUUCCAUUACACUUACCAAUGUGUCUACUCCAGUUUGGUUUUUUGUUAAGAGAGUGUUUGUAAUAAAAGCGUACUUGACAUGAGAAAUAAUGAAUCAAAUCAAUGGUUACUCUGAUUUGUAUUCAAAACAUAUCAGAACCAACGUUCUCUCCAACGGUUGUUUUGACUAAUAAGUUGGUUUAGUUUGUGUA